Messenger RNA from Acaromyces ingoldii, 1396 nucleotides. RefSeq names its product ClpP/crotonase. Gene Ontology annotation, cellular component: mitochondrion. Gene Ontology annotation, molecular function: enoyl-CoA hydratase activity. Gene Ontology annotation, biological process: fatty acid beta-oxidation. The record is from RefSeq and is a predicted model, not a curated record. The coding region runs from base 198 to 1139 and encodes 313 amino acids. Lineage: Eukaryota; Fungi; Basidiomycota; Exobasidiomycetes; Exobasidiales; Cryptobasidiaceae. The transcript is spliced from 5 exons.
CUCGGACGACGGACCCAGAAAAGUAGCCGGACGCGACAUUGCGAGGAAAUGACCCCGCCUUUAAUGCUCCUCCGCCGUCGCCAAGGCUCGAGCCGCUUGCUCGGCUUUCCCCACCCUCUCUCUGCCCCUCUUCACCCUACCCUACCCCUUUUCCCACUCCAGUCCAUCAUCUCUGCGGCUUCACACCAGCAGUAGCCAUGCCGUCUACCUCGCAGCUGACGCUGCCCAGCGUGGGCGAGCACCUGAUCCUCUCGCUCCCCGCUCCCAAGGUCCUGAUGCUCAAGAUGAACCGGCCAAAGGCACUCAACGCCAUGUCAUUCGACAUGGAGCAGGACAUGAGAAAGACGCUCGAUUGGUUCGAGCAGACGCAGCAGCUCUGGGUCCUCGUCCUCACGGGCAACGGCCGUGGAUUCUGUGCUGGCCAGGACUUGAGGAGUUUCAUGGAGGCGGCAGAUCGCGACGAUGAUGUCGAGGAAGAGGCAGGGGGUGACAAGACGCUGUCGGCGCAGCUCAAGAGGAUCAAGAGUGGUGGGUUCGGUAGCAUCAGCACGAGACGCUGCUCCAAGCCCAUCAUUGCCGCCGUUGAUGGCGUCGCAAUGGGCGGUGGUACCGAGCUUGUACUCAACUGUGAUCUCGUCCUGGCUACAUCACGCUCUCUCUUCGGCCUGCCUGAGGUGGCCCGGGGCGUCGUGGCAGCCAUGGGAGGCAUUCCUCGCAUCCCUCAAAUUGCUGGUCAUCAACGUGCCGCCGAGAUGCUGCUCGUGGGCGAGCACAUGAGCGCACAGACUGCUUAUGAGCGCUUUGGCUUUGUCAAUGCCGUCGUCAAUGUGGACAAGUCCGAGUCAAUCGAGUCAGGUCAAGCGAUAAUUGAGGCCGAGGCACUCCGAUGGGCAGCCAAGAUUGUGAAAAACAGCCCCGAUGCCGUCAUGGUCACAAAGGAGGGGCUCAACCUCGCUCGAGACGCGGGCAAAGAGCCUCACGGUAUCGACGAGGCCGCGAUAAAGAGCUUUGAUGGCGAGCGGAGCAAGGCGCUCUACGACGGCGAUAACAUCAGAGAGGGUAUCACGGCAUUCUUUGAGAAACGGAAACCGGAAUGGUCCGACCCGCCCGUGUUUUCUCGCACAGCCUCGAAGCUGUAAAACGCUCACCGUGCAACAUAAAUAAAUAGUGAUGUCACCUGCGCCUUCUAAGCCCCAUCUGGCUCUUUAGCCAAAUCAAGCUGUUGCAUUUGUGCCAGAUUAUGGCAGGCAGGAGCACCACGACGCCUCUUCGCCACACGGAGCGUGUACGCGUAGCACGCCCCGGGCACAGUGGGCCGCGUGCCUAGCCGGGGCGUCACUCCUUAUCGCCCUUCCCUUCAGCCGAUUCGAAGCCCCAAUGCGCAUGCCUUUAGUCC